Dinoponera quadriceps is the source of this 2403-nucleotide messenger RNA. RefSeq names its product phosphatidylinositol N-acetylglucosaminyltransferase subunit C (gene PIG-C). The transcript has 2 exons. The record is from RefSeq and is a predicted model, not a curated record. Gene Ontology annotation, cellular component: membrane; glycosylphosphatidylinositol-N-acetylglucosaminyltransferase (GPI-GnT) complex. Lineage: Eukaryota; Metazoa; Arthropoda; Insecta; Hymenoptera; Formicidae. Gene Ontology annotation, biological process: GPI anchor biosynthetic process. The coding region runs from base 357 to 1178 and encodes 273 amino acids.
AAGAAAAACCCUAGUAUCGCGUGAAGUUGGCCGGAAAAAUCACGAAUCUCCGACAGAAGCUCGUUGACGUUCGCAGAAUGCUGUCAAUCAGCUGUUUUUGAUAGAUAGGUUAUCAAAUAUACCCCUCUAUAUCAUUAUGUUACAAUUAAAUCGUGAAAUAAGUUUUUUGUUUGUAUGAUGAUGAUGUAUAUAUUAACAAUUUUAUCAAUAAUGCGCUCUCUAUGCGUGUAAAGUGUUAAUAUCAUCAUUUGAUUACAUCACAUAAAGUGAGUUCCAUUUAAAAGCCAAUUCAUAUAUGUCCGGUAUUGGCAUACAAAUAAACACGAAUUCAAAGCCAAAUGCAUUUUUGAUACGAUAUGAAAGGAGAGGUACAGUGGCAGAAAAACCUGUAUGAGAAUUACGGUUUGCCGGAUAAUUACACGGAUAGUUCUUUUCUGGAACAACUACGCAAAAAUAUCAAACCUAAUAAUGUGACGUUGACAGAAGCAAUAAACUUGGGCGCCAGUAUAUCCAUACAACUGAGCGUCGUGGUACUCUUUGUUGUGAUAUUUAUUUGGCUGAAUAAUGAGUGGACCACACCAGAUGUUAUCGUGAUAUCAGGAAGCAUCCUGACGAUUCUCGGAUAUUUUAUUUAUAUGAAGAGAGUGCCUGAUCAAUCUGUGAAACUGACAAAGGAUCUACGGACAGUACUGAUAUUUCUCACAUUCGGUUAUGUAUUGUCGCCUAUUUUAAAGACCUUGACUGAGACGAUCAGUACUGAUACAAUUUACGCCAUGACGAUAUUCAUGUUCUUGACUCACUUGAUAUUUAGCAAGUAUGGAUCAUCACAGAUCUCUCUGUCCGAUUCUUUAUCUAUAACUUCCUCGACUUUUGGUUCCUUGAUGUUAGCUUCCAGAUUAGCAUCGCCAUUACACGCAUUUUCGCUUCUAACAGUCUCAGUUCAGUGCUUUGUGUUAUUACCGUAUUUGCUGUCGCAAAUGAGUAACAAAAUCGUUAUAUCAGCCACUCUGGCAAUCAAUACCAUAUAUUUACUGUUAUUUAUAUCGCAAACAUUUUCGUGCGUUUUUAUUAUUGCUGUAAUAUUCAUUCAUUUCAUAUGCCCACUUUGGUAUAUCAGAUGCCAAAAGUACAAGGAUAAUAUUUAUGGCCCUUGGGACGAGGCAGUAAUUGCUUCGUAGAGAGAGUUGAGUACAAUUCCAUUUCUUUGUAAUUAUUUUUUUUUUGUUUUAACGACCUGUCGACCAUUGUGUCUUUAAUUUUUCCUGUGGAAUAGAAACGGCUAUUUAUUUCCUUUCCUUUUCUUAUCCUAUCUUUAGUUUCGAUUUUUUUCUCUCUCUCUUUCUUCCAUACAUUCCUCUACUACUUUUAUAUUUGUCCUCUGAUGUCUUUAAGAAAUUGGUAUAUAAAACAACAUUUCCCAGUUUUCCUCUCUGAUUAGCUCAACCACAUUAUAUUCAAAUUUUCUUUUUAUCUGUUUUCUUAAAUAUACUUCUCUUUUUUUUCCUUUUAUUUCUUAUCACGUGAACAAUAUCUUUCUCUUCUGCUCCAUAUUCACAUUUCAUUGUAUCGAUUAUUCCUUUUCUUCUUAAUGAUUCAUUUAAAUUAUAAAUGGUUCGUUUCGAGUCUAUCAAUCAUUAUACCUUUUCAUUGUUUCCUCUAAAUCAUGGUUUGGUAUUCUUCUCCUUGCUUUUGUAAUUAGUUACAGAAAAAUAUAAAUAUGUAAACUCAAAUUCUUUAUGAAACAUGUAUGUUAUAUAAAUAAUACAUUUCAUUUAUCGCAUAUAUUUCUGCACAAAUGUAUCAUUCAUGUUACAAUUAUAGGAUUUAUAUUAAUAUUUUACAAAAAUAUAUUUUAUUGUGUCUCAUACAUGAGACAGAAAUAGGGCAGUAAAAAUGAGUUGGUAAGAGCCUGUUGUAGAUGCUGGUAUAAAUAUAUAUAUUGUUAUAUAAUGUUUAUACAUAAUCAACAUUAUAUAUAUAUAUAUAUAUAUAUAUAUGUCUUUAGAGAAGAACACAUGAAAGAGAGGUAUAUUCGUACAAAUUCCAUCGAUACAAGUUUUCUGCACGGUGGAAAGUAAAAAAAAAAUCUCGCAUAAAAUGUAAGAAAGAUAAGGAAUAAUAACGAUCGACAUUCAAACUCAUUUAUAUAGAAUCGCCUAUAUAUAUAUAUAUAUGAAAUUUCGAAUAAAGCAUCAACAAUGUCAUUGAUUCUUCCUCUGUCUUUCAUACCUAAUACAGUCGAUACUGUUCACGUUUGUUACACAGUAGUGGUUGAUAUCGAGCGGAGCAUACAAAAUAAGAUUAAAAAAAUAUAUAUGUAUUUAAAUUUGUAACUAAACAUAUGCCGACACAAAACAUAUGUAUAUUUUUAUUAUUUUACAAUUAUAAACUGUAACAGCCUUU